AUGCAGCGUGACCCUCCGAAGAAGAAGCCCGAAAAGGGGAUCUUUGACCUCGUGUCCUUCGGGAAGGACCUGAUGGCCGGCGGGGUGGCGGCGGCUGUGUCCAAGACUGCCGUGGCGCCCAUAGAGCGGGUGAAGCUCCUGCUGCAGGUGCAGGCGUCGUCCAAGCAGAUCUCCCUCGAGAAGCAGUACAAAGGCAUGAUGGACUGUCUGAUACGGAUUCCCCGCGAGCAGGGUUUCUUUAGUUAUUGGCGUGGCAAUUUUGUAAAUGUUCUUCGGUAUUUUCCAACACAAGCUCUAAAUUUUGCUUUUAAGGACAAAUACAAACAACUUUUCAUGACUGGAGUUAAUAAAGAUAAACAGUUCUGGAGAUGGUUUUUGGCAAACCUGGCUGCUGGCGGAGCAGCUGGGGCAACAUCCUUAUGUUUUGUAUAUCCACUAGAUUUUGCUCGAACACGAUUAGGUGUUGAUAUUGGAAAAGGUCCUGCAGAGCGACAAUUCCACGGUUUAGGUGACUGUCUUAUCAAAAUAGCAAAAUCAGAUGGAAUUGUUGGUCUAUACCAAGGGUUUAGUAUUUCAGUACAGGGCAUCAUUGUGUACCGAGCUGCUUAUUUUGGAAUUUAUGACACAGCUAAGGGCUUAUUACCCAAAUCAAAGGAAUCCUCAUUUCUUAUUACCUUUUUGAUUGCUCAAGUUGUGACUACAUUCGCUGGAAUAAUCUCUUAUCCCUUGGACACAAUUAGAAGACGUAUGAUGAUGCAGAGCGGUGAGACUGAACGGCAGUAUAAAGGAUCUAUAGACUGCGGUAUGAAGAUAUUCCAACAGGAGGGGUGGAUUGCAUUUUUUCGUGGUUGCUUCUCCAAUAUCGUUCGUGGUACAGGGGGCGCUUUAGUAUUGGUAUUAUAUGAUAAAUUUCAACAUUUCCUUCAGAUUGGUUUUGGAGGUAGUUCAUCAGAUUAA
Pipistrellus nathusii (Nathusius's pipistrelle) is the source of this 957-nucleotide messenger RNA. The record is from the annotation of a GenBank genome assembly. Lineage: Eukaryota; Metazoa; Chordata; Mammalia; Chiroptera; Vespertilionidae.